Lodderomyces pseudojiufengensis is the source of this 603-nucleotide messenger RNA. RefSeq names its product iron-sulfur cluster assembly protein. Lineage: Eukaryota; Fungi; Ascomycota; Pichiomycetes; Serinales; Debaryomycetaceae. The coding region runs from base 1 to 603 and encodes 200 amino acids. Gene Ontology annotation, biological process: iron-sulfur cluster assembly. The transcript has a single exon. The record is from RefSeq and is a predicted model, not a curated record.
AUGAGUGAUCCAAUAAAUGCAAAUCCAACGAUUAUAGACGUAAAUAGCUUACCCACAAGACUUGACUCAACAACAAAUUAUGAAAAUCAAACAAUAUAUGAAAAGAAUAAGAAAUUAAUUUCACAAAUUACAUCAUUAUCAUUAUUUAACAAUGACGAAGAAAUAUCAUCGUUAGAAGAAUCUUUGUCCGAACUAUCUAACUCAGAAGAUAUAGAGGAAAUAGACGAACAAGAGAUAUUCGAUUUAAUUUCAACGAUAUCUGAUCCAGAGCAUCCUUUAACAUUGGCUCAACUAGCGGUAGUAAACCUUGAAGACAUUCACAUUGAAAAAAAACCACAUGAUCAAAUAUCACAAGUCACAAUCAAAAUCACACCAACUAUAACGCAUUGUUCCCUAGCUACUUUGAUAGGUUUGGGAAUUAGAGUAAGAUUGGAUAGGAGUUUACCUGCGAGAUUCAGAAUUAAGAUAUACAUAAAAGAAGGAUCUCAUCAAUCGGAAAAUCAGGUUAAUAAACAAUUAAAUGAUAAAGAGCGAGUGGCUGCUGCGUGUGAAAAUGAUCAGUUGUUAAGUGUCAUACUGCAGAUGCUAAGUACAUGUAAAUAA